AUGCAGUGGACCAAUAACCGAAACGGCACCGCAUCUAUUAUCCCGGGCUCUCCGCCGUACAACUUCAGUUCGUCGACGGUCGUCGUCAGCUAUAUCUCUUGCUGUAUCGGUGUCAUUCUUGGCUUAUUCUUUACCGGAUAUUCCAGCGAUUGGCUCACUAUCCGGCUUGCCCGCCGCAACAAUGGUGUUAUUGAAGCUGAGCACCGACUGUGGCCUUUCCUCCUCUGCAUCGUGACAGUGCCAGGCGCUCUUCUUCUUUGGGGAUUAGGCGCUGCAUACGAGAUUCACUGGUUUGGUCUCAUGGUUGUUAUGCGUAUCCUCACCAUGUCGAAUACUUAUGGUAUCACAGUAUCAAUUACCUGGUAGACAGCUAUGGCGAGCUGAGCAACGAUGCCAUGUCUACUAUUAUGCUCGUGCGAAUUACCAUCUCAUUUGCCAUGGAAUAUGGAAUAACGCCACGGAUUACCAACUUGGGCUAAUAAAAUUGUUUCAUCACGGUAGCAUUCGUCGCAAUGUCCUGUUUUAGUAUUUUUCUUGUCCUGAUGAAGUAGGGAAAGACGUUUCGCGAGCGCAGCCAGGAGAAGUACUGGGACAUUGUCACUGAGAAUCGACAGCGGGGAAUGGACCAUUAAACGACCCGUCCAUGCAGAGGUGUCUGGGC
Messenger RNA from Fusarium redolens, 661 nucleotides. RefSeq lists its product as uncharacterized. NCBI's taxonomy places the organism in Eukaryota, Fungi, Ascomycota, Sordariomycetes, Hypocreales, Nectriaceae. Bases 1 to 366 code for a protein of 121 amino acids. The record is from RefSeq and is a predicted model, not a curated record. Gene Ontology annotation, molecular function: transmembrane transporter activity. The transcript has 5 exons. Gene Ontology annotation, biological process: transmembrane transport.